CUUCCCUCCCUCCUCAGCAUCAAGUGCAGCCUGAGCGGAGAGUCCCGGCUGCGACUUUCCCCUCAGACUCCUUUGCAGAAGCAAUGAGGAGGACCUGCUGAUACCAAGACGGCUGGGAUGCACUAAACCCGUCUGUUUUCUGGAGGAUCAUAUUUGUGUCCAUCCGAGGGCAGCAAACAAUACGCUGCGGAUUUUGGGAUAAUCCAUCAAUCGGAUGCGAGCAGAGCCAGGCCCAACCUAAAGAUGGGCCCCAUACCGCUGUGCGUCCUGCUGGCUGUGGCGGCGGCCGUGGCCGCGCAGGAGAGCGCGCUGGACGACCAGUACACGUGGCCCCAGUGGAAGGUUCCUCUGGUGAGGAAGCGCCGCACCGUGGCCCUCAGCAGCCCCAACUUCACGGCCCAGGCUCAGCCCGUGCUGCGCGGCACCUGCGGCAUCGAGUGCCAGCGCCGCUUCCCGACGCCGUCCCUGGACGACCUGGAGCAGUUCCUCUCCUACGAGACCGUGUACGAGAACGGCACGCGCACCUACACCUCCGUGUCCGUGCAGGGCCUCAACGAGGCCGCGGCCUGGCCCGCCAACGCCUCCGCCACUUCCCGCCGCAAGCGGGAGGUGUACGGCACCGACACGCGCUUCACCAUCGCCGAUAAGCAGUUCUCCACCAAGUACCCGUUCUCCACCUCGGUGAAGAUCUCCACGGGCUGCUCGGGGGUGCUGGUGUCGCCCAGACACGUGCUGACGGCCGCGCACUGCAUCCACGACGGGAAGGAUUACCUGGACGGGGUCAAGAAGCUGCGCGUCGGAAUCCUCAAGGAGAAGUCCCGGCGAGGGAAGGGAGGGAAAGGAAGAGGAGGGAGAGGAAAGGGCCGGCGAAGGAAGGGCGACAAAGACGCGGAGGAAGCAGAGGAAGGAGAGGAAGGAGAGGACAAGGAGGAGAAUGGCAGGAAAGGCGGCCGAAAAGGGAAAGGCAGGGGUAAGAAGAGCCGGCGCCGCCGAAGCGUGGACUCGGGGAAGCCUUCGUUCAGGUGGACGCGGGUCAAGCAGACGCAGGUUCCCAAGGGCUGGUUCAAGGGCGUGUCCGACGGCCUGAGGGCCGACUACGACUACGCCAUCCUGGAGCUGAAGAAGGCCCCGAAGGUGAAGCACAUGGAGCUGGGCGUCAUCCCCUCCGUCAAGAAGCUCCCCGCCGGGAGGAUCCACUUCUCCGGCUUCGACGACGACCGACCCGGGAACCUGGUGUACCGGUUCUGCUCCGUGUCCGACGAAUCCAAUGACUUGUUGUACCAGCACUGCGACGCCAAGCCGGGCUCCAGCGGCUCCGGGAUCUACAUCCGCCUGAAGGAGCCCGGCAAGAAGAAGUGGAAGAGGAAGAUCAUCGGGGUGUUCUCCGGGCACCAGUGGGUGGAUGUGAACGGGGACGGGGUGCAGCAGGAUUACAACGUGGCGGUGAGAAUCACGCCCCUCAAGUACGCCCAGAUCUGCUACUGGGUCCACGGGAACUCCAGCGAGUGUCAGAUCGCCUGAGACCACACACGGCCUCCUCCUGUCCAACGUUUCUGCUCCCCAUGACUCUUUUCUCAAACAACAGACUCCCUCCGUCCCUCCUCAACCCCCGUUCUUCACCUUUCCGUCACCGAGCAGGGGCCUGACGUUUUCCUCUCUUUUCCAAGUCUUUCCCAUUUCGUGCCUUUUAAUAAACGGACCUGGCUACACUGAUCAACACAAACACACUCUCACAGCCGAGCAGACUCGGUGUUGGCAACAGCAGGAACUCGUCAAUGCACCAAGAGAACUGUGGCUCAUCAGCUUUUCUAAUUUAUUUGCUUAUA
Cololabis saira (Pacific saury) is the source of this 1826-nucleotide messenger RNA. It is a transcript of the gene prss35, whose product is annotated as serine protease 35. NCBI's taxonomy places the organism in Eukaryota, Metazoa, Chordata, Actinopteri, Beloniformes, Belonidae. The record is from RefSeq and is a predicted model, not a curated record. Gene Ontology annotation, biological process: proteolysis. The coding region runs from base 244 to 1521 and encodes 425 amino acids. The transcript is spliced from 2 exons. Gene Ontology annotation, molecular function: serine-type endopeptidase activity.